UUGUCUUUCACACAUAUUUUAUUCUGAAAACCGGAAGUACGUCCACGCUGUAGCAUGCUAGCGCUGACUUUCUUAACCGCCUCCGUGCAUUUGCCGUAAAGUCUGCAAUACGGGAGCACUUGAAAUGUUGGCGCGGCUGGCUUGACUUAACGUAAACGAGGGACGGCUGGCUUGACUGCACAGGAGGCACCGCGAACGACUGCUCCCAGAGAGAGCAGUAACAUUAGCUGUAGGGAUACAGCAGUCUACUGAAUCUGAUGGCUGUGCAACCAAAAUUAACCAUGAGGGUUAUUGUCUCUGAGGGAGAUAUAAGAAAGAUGACAAUGACAACACGACCUGACACACUUGAAGAUUUGGUUGGCUGGCUCAAAGGCGCACUCCAAGCAAACUACAACUUCGCCUUAUAAUACAAAGAUCCUGAAUUUGACAACGCGCUGUGCAACCUUACAGAUCUCACUGAGCUCCCAGAGAAGCCAACCAUCAAAAUCAUUCCAAUGAUUGAGCUUACACCAAUCACUGCAGUAAAUGAAUGAUUUAGUGACACAAACAGCCAGGCCGACACUGAGAUCCUGUCCAACUCCUCAUUGGAUAGAAGUUUGCAGUGGCCAGAGGUAUUCAACAUUCCCAAGUUUUCUGUUGAUGUUGAGUAUAGACUGCGUCAAGGUAACCUGUUGUAUCUCAGGGAUGGAACCCAUCUCAAUGUGACAAAAGAACUGAAACAUGAUAUCCUCGAAAAACUGGCUGAGACCAUAUAUGCAUUUACAGCAUACCCAGAGAAGGAACAUUUUGAAGCUGUUGCAAAAGCCUUAGUACAAACUCACCCGUGUCUUAAAGAAUCAGGGUCAUCCUCUGGCUGGGAUGGAUAGAAGAACAGUGUGAAGUUCAAGAUGGGUAAUUAUAGAACAAAAAUGCACCAGCUGGGUUGAGUUGAUGUCACUGUUAACAGUGGUAAACGUGGAAGGUACACUACAGAUGGCGAUCCUCCCAACAAAAAUAUAAAGAAGGCAAGGAAAGGGGAAAUAAAUUUCCUACCCGAAUAUCCAGAGGGGAUGGAUGACCACAACCUGGAAGGAGCUUGCCAGGUCCUGAUCAGUGAAAUGAUGAAGAGAAAGCCAAAUGGACCCCUCAUCAAGAAGGAGAUGGAUGUGACGUUUGCUCUUCGGAGAAAAGUAGUUGUCAUAGACAAGCCUGCCAUCAGCCAGAUAAUACAUCGAUGGCCAGCUCUUUUCACAGAAAGCCAGGUUUGUUAUGAGUUCAACAGAGUGGUGGGGAAAAAUCUCAGAGAGAACUUCUUUGAUGCACUUGACCAUUUCUCCCCAAGCCUGAUGGACCUCUUCAGGAAGAAGAAGGGCCUCACUGGCCAGCUUUUGGCUGAAUUUUUACAUCAGACAAAGACCACUGAACCAACAGACAUCAGGUGCCUCUGUCUUUGGGGACUGCCGGUCAUCUUGGGGGAUGAUCCAUCUGCUUUCUUCAAGACCUCCUCCGAUGCAACUGACAAGGACUCCUACAGUCAGACUCCAGUGGGAAUCCUCUGCAUUGGUCAAGAAAGUUCUCAGCUCAACCCAUCCAGAGUGGGGAUCAUCUUGGAGGGGACUGUGGUAAUGGAUGAACUGGCAAACCUGCCUCAGGCCUUCUAUGUCCUUUUUGGCCUGAUUUAUGCCCUGCACCUUGACUACCCCAAGUGUAUGAAAAAUACCUUCCACUUUGUUCAGCAGGUAAUGUUCAACCUGGGUAAAAGUGAGCUGGCACCCAAAAUACAAACCUUGAAAAAUCAGCUCUCAGUGUAAAACAGGGUUCCGAAUAGGUAAACUACUGUUCCAGAUAUUCAGUACACUUUUAUACUAACAUGUUUGCUGGUGCGCUGUUUGCAGUGCAUGUUUUAUGGUGUUAGCACUGAUUUUACAGUUCUGUUUUACAAGGUCCCUGUUUGAUACAGACUUGCAGCAAAUAGGGUUAAAGGGAUAAUUCACUUUUUUUGAUUUGGGGUUAUAUGAGGUACUUAUGACCUCCGCAGCUGCAGAUUCAUCCAAGCAGCAAUCAAGCAUACAAAAAAUUGCUUCAGGACACUUUUAGGAAAGUGCUGAAAAGGUUGGGUCUGAAUAAGUGUUAUAACUCUGAUGUAUCUGCCAUAAGUUAGAUGUUCACCUAAAUUUUCUCAAUGACCAGCUUUUAAAAAUUUCUAAACAUUUUUCCCAUAUUCACUGGGGACAGGGAAAAGUUAACAUUGUUAUUGUGUGCAUUACACCAUCUUUGUUUAAUUGUGUAUUCAGACAUAUUCGGUCUCUCAGAAACAAGCAGAUGCUUUUAGUUGUUGAUUGUCUUCUGACAAUGCUCAUUUUCAAAUAUUUUUCUGUGUUCAAGUGAGUAAUUGUUAAAUGUUCAUUGGGACCAAACAGAGAUGUUACUAGGUGCUAUUGUGUUCACUAACAAUGUAUAUUUUACAUUUCUUAAUGGAAAUUUACAGAAGUUAUUCUCUCUGAGAAACAAAAUGCUGAGUACACUGUGAGCCUUUGCACUGUAUUUAUUUUUCAUUAGUAAUUUGUUUUAGAUUUGUUUUUUUGCAAGUUUUUUUUUUUUUUUUUUUACAAAGUUUAGUUUUUUGAUUAUGUGAAGAUUUAUUUAACUGAUACUUUUUUUUAAAUAAGUGCACUGCAGACAGUGUAAUGUAUGACUGUCUCAU
This is a messenger RNA of Epinephelus fuscoguttatus (brown-marbled grouper), 2683 nucleotides long. RefSeq lists its product as uncharacterized. The record is from RefSeq and is a predicted model, not a curated record. Lineage: Eukaryota; Metazoa; Chordata; Actinopteri; Perciformes; Serranidae. The transcript is spliced from 5 exons. Bases 1050 to 1790 code for a protein of 246 amino acids.